Messenger RNA from Closterium sp. NIES-67, 1593 nucleotides. Lineage: Eukaryota; Viridiplantae; Streptophyta; Zygnematophyceae; Desmidiales; Closteriaceae. The record is from the annotation of a GenBank genome assembly.
AUUUAGGAGCACGUCCUUCUCAGUUCCUGCACUAUCUCCUCUACGGAGCAGCGUACUACUAGAUCCUCAACCGUACCCAUACGAUAUACUACAUACUUCAUACCCAUACUUCGGUACCUUCUCAGUUCCAGCACAUCUCCUCUACUGAACGUACUAGAUCCUACCCCUACUACAUACUCUCAUCAGAGUUCGGUAAUCUUCAUCAGAUCUGAUCCCCGCGCGCAGCUGCUACGCUCCUAAACGGGUCUUUCGCAAGCCUGCUUCGAAUUCCCGCACGUCAGCUUUACGCUUACUAGCUUCGCGAGCGUCGCUUAGCUUCGCGAGCUUCGUCAGCUGCACCCCCAGGGGUUCUUCGAGUAAGAAACCCGAACUCGGCGCGCAAUCGUCGUGGCUGGAAAGUUUCCGUCCAUGGCGCCGGCUUUCGCGGCGGUGCUGUUCGCCGUGGCCUUCUACGGCGCGCUCUUCGCGUCGGGUGCGGCGGCGCAGAGUAACUGCGUUGUAUCGACUCUCCAUGGAUACGACGUGGAGGUGCAGCUCACUGACAGUCUCUUUCUCCACUGGAAGACGCCCAACUCGACGGAGCUCCACCUCGCCCUCGAGACGUACACCUCUGGCUGGGCGGCAGUGGGGUGGUCGCCGGACGGCAACAUGGCCGGCAGCGACGCGGUGGUUGGCAAUCUCGAGGAACGGGCGGCGGACGGCACAGAGGUCAACGGGUCGGGCCUGCCGGCGGCUUAUAAGCUCGUGUCGACCUCCGCCGGCGGCCAGGAGCGCGUUGGGGAAAUGAGCUCUUUCCUCGGGGGGGCAAAGGGCCGUGCGGUGACAGGCGCCGCGACUAUCCUCGAAUUCACUCGCACGGAGGGAUCUGGAAACGUGCCAGUGAAGCUGGCGGGCCCGUCCAACAUCAUCUUUGCGUACUCCGGGGACAGCUCGAGAACUUUUGGGGAUCCACGGUACUUGAUUUCUCCUGCACCGUGGGAGGGGCACCGAUAGAAGCACCCGGGAGCGAGCCAGCACCGAUCGAAGCACCCGGGAGCGAGCCAGCACCGAUCGAAGCACCCGGGAGCGAGCCAGCACCGAUCGAAGCACCCGGGAGCGAGCCAGCACAGAUCGGAGCACCCGGGAGCGAGCCAGCACCCAUCGGAGCACCCGGGAGCGAGCCAGCAUCCGUCGGAGCACCUGGAAGCGAGCCAGCACCCCCCCCAUCGGAGCACCCGGGAGCGAGCCAGCACCCAUCGGAGCACCCGGGAGCGAGCCAGCACCCAUCGGAGCACCGGGGAGCGAGCCAGCACCCAUCGGAGCACCCGGGAGCGAGCCAGCACCCAUCGGAGCACCCGGGAGCGAGCCAGCACCCAUCGGAGCACCCGGGAGCGAGCCAGCACCCAUCGGAGCACCCGGGAGCGAGCCAGCACCGAUCGGAGCACCCGGGAGCGAGCCAGCACCCAUCGGAGCACCCGGGAGCGAGCCAGCACCCAUCGGAGCACCCGGGAGCGAGCCAGCACCCAUCGGAGCACCCGGGAGCGAGCCAGCACCCAUCGGAGCACCCGGGAGCGAGCCAGCACCCAUCGGAGCACCCAGGAGCGAGCCAGCACC